Molecule: messenger RNA, 2437 nt
Organism: Rubroshorea leprosula
Lineage: Eukaryota; Viridiplantae; Streptophyta; Magnoliopsida; Malvales; Dipterocarpaceae
Source: the annotation of a GenBank genome assembly
GAGAGUUUCCUGCUACCCAACAAAACUGACUGAGUCCUGGUACCUGUUCGGAGCAGAGGCAAAGAAGUAGAAGAAACCCCAAAAGCAGAAGCAUUUUCAGCUUCCAUUUCCAACCCAUGUUACCCAUGGCUGUUUAAUUGCUUCUUACAUUACAAAUGCUUGUUUUCUGAGGGGCUCAAUAUCCAUUACAUUUUCCCUUUGCUGAAAGUUGUGAACUUGGCCUUGUGGUUCAGGAAGCAUUGUAGGAGGGAAGGAUAAGAAACUUCAUUUUUCUCCUUGAGGAUCCAUUAAUUAUGCAGACUCCAAAACCAAGAAACCGAUCUUUGGAAGUUCCACAAAGGGUCUCUCCACGAGCUGUUCGCCAACACAAGACGACUGCAGUAGGGACUGAAUCUUCAUCUUCCCCAAACCAGGCUAGUAGAACUCCAAAGGAGAGAAGCCCUAAAGUUGUUGAUCGACGAUCACCAAGGAGUCCAGUUACUACUGAGAAGAAGCGACCUAGCAGAAUAUCUGAAUUGGAGCUCCAGAUUUCUCAGCUUCAGGAGCAGCUGAAGAAAACAAAGGAUCAGUUAAGUGAAUCUGAAUCAUGGAAGAAGCAAGCUCAGCUAGAAGCCGAGGAGUCUCAGAAACAACUAUUGGCAAUGUCUUCAAAGCCCUUAGACUCUCAAAAGCAGAAUCAUGACUUGUCCAAUUCUGAAGAAACUCAUGUUGUUAAACUCCAAAAGAGCUCACAAGAAGAGGAUCAGGGCCAUCAGGCAUGGAAAUUUGAGCUUGAUGCUGUCCAGAAAAAGCAUUCUGGAGAUUCAGCUGCUUUGGCCUUUGCCAUGAAUGAGAUUCAGCAACUUAAGGCUGAGCUUGAAAGGGUGGCCAUAUCUGAAGCUGCACAAACCAAGCAAGCAGAAUCAGCACAUGUGGAGCUUCAGAGCUUGAAAGGGAACUUGAUGGAAACUCUUUCUCUUGUUGAAAACAUGAAAACCCAGAUAAGGGAUAGCAAAGAAUCUGAAGCUCAUGCCCAAAAUUUGGCUAGUGAAACUCUGCUACAACUAGAAACUGCAAAAAUUUCUGUUGAGGCGCUCAGGUCAGAAGGCAUGAAAGCAACUGAAGCUUACAACUCAGUAGCUUCAGAGUUAGAUCAGUCAAGGGAACGUGUGAAUUCACUAGAAGAACUUGUCAGCAAACUCAAGAAAGACCUAGCAAAAGCUGGCAACAACCUCUCAUUGGAAUCUGACCGUGAUGGUAAUGUUGAGAAGGAAACUGAAGAACAUCAGAAGUCAGAGGAACAAGGCCAGCUUGAAGCAGAAGUUUCUUUCUUAAAGUCUGAAGUGGAACUGUUAAGAUCUGCUCUUGAAAAUACCAAGACUAAAGCCCAAGAAGAACACUUUCAAAGCACUGAUGCACUAGUUGAGCAGAUAGGGUGCACAUCCAGCCAGCGAGAGGCUGUACUUUUAGCAGAACUUGAGAAAGCAAAAUUGGAUAUUGAAGAGUUGAAAGUGAGUCUGAUGGACAAGGAAAAUGAAUUACAGGGUAUUGUAGAAGAAAAUGAGGGGCUUCACAUGAAGCUCGAAAAGAACCUUUCAAGUGAGCGAGAAACUGAACUAGAAAAUGAGCUGAAGAAAUUAAAUGAAGCAGUUGCUGAUCUGAAGGCAAAUAUGAUGGAUAAAGAGACAGAACUGCAGAAUAUAGCUGAGGAGAAUGAUAUACUCAGGUUGGAAAUCAGUAAAAGAGGCCUGGACAAAGGUAAAACAAACAAUGAGGUGGUUGUAGAGCUAGAGGUGACAAGAGCUAGAGAGAGGGAGGCUCUCAUGAAGCUUGGUGUUGCAAUGGAGGAAGCAGAUAAGAACAACAGGAGGGCUGCACAUGUGGCUGAGCAGCUUGAUGCAGCACAGAUUGCUAAUUCUGACAUGGAGGCAGAGCUCCGAAGGCUAAAGGUACAGUCUGAUCAGUGGCGGAAGGCUGCAGAGGCAGCCACUGCAAUGCUUUCAGCAGGUAACAAUGGGAAGUUUAUGGAGAGAACUGGAUCAUUGGGUAGCCAUUAUAAUUCUGUUACAGGGAAAGUUGGCUCACCCUACUCUGAAGACAUGGAUGAUGAUCUGCUAAAGAAGAAAAAUGGGAACAUGCUAAAGAAGAUUGGGGUGUUGUGGAAGAAGCCACAAAAAUAGAACAUCACAUCAAAGUUCAGUUAGUGAGAUGAGACCAUUCUGAUCUUCUUGCUGUGAAGUACUAAAAAUGGCAGUCUUCUGAAUCUUCUUAGGUUAUAUAUGGUGGUAAUGCUUAUGGGAUUCUGGAAUAAAAGAUCUUUGGUUUAGAUUAUAAUGUAAAACAUGGGGUGUCAUAUAUCAUCAGCUUAAAACUACGUAAUCAAACCUUCUCCUUAGUUAAUGAGAGUGGCAGCUUUAAUUUGUUAUAUGUAUUUAGCUCCGAGAAUUUGCUUGCUUCU